GGCAAUGGGCGGGGUUCAGAGGAGCUGAUGUUACGGUUUUAAGGGACUCUGGGGGAAUUUUUGAGGAGCCGGGGGAUGUGGCCGUGCCGAGCCAAACAGACACGAUGAGGCGAGUGGUACGACAGAGCAAGUUUCGCCAUGUAUUUGGACAAGCGGUGAAAAAUGACCAGUGUUACGAUGAUAUCCGGGUUUCUCGAGUGACCUGGGAUAGUUCCUUUUGUGCUGUCAAUCCCAGAUUCGUUGCCAUAAUCAUAGAAGCGAGUGGGGGAGGAGCGUUCCUUGUACUCCCUUUGCACAAGACUGGUCGAAUUGACAAAUCCUACCCCACAGUGUGUGGUCACACAGGACCGGUGCUGGACAUAGACUGGUGCCCACAUAAUGAUCAGGUCAUUGCCAGCGGCUCAGAGGACUGCACGGUUAUGGUAUGGCAGAUCCCAGAAAACGGACUCACCCUUUCCCUGACUGAGCCCGUGGUCAUUUUAGAAGGCCACUCAAAGAGAGUCGGCAUCGUGGCCUGGCACCCGACGGCCCGCAACGUGCUUCUCAGUGCAGGCUGUGAUAACACCAUCAUCAUCUGGAACGUGGGGACGGGGGAAGCCCUUCUAAACCUGGACGAUAUACAUUCGGACAUGAUUUACAACGUGAGCUGGAACCGGAACGGCAGUCUGAUCUGCACAGCCUCCAAAGACAAGAAAGUGAGAGUAAUCGAUCCUAGGAAACAGGAGAUUGUUGCUGAGAAGGAGAAAGCACAUGAAGGAGCCCGACCCAUGAGGGCCAUCUUUCUGGCUGACGGCAACGUCUUUACCACUGGUUUCAGCCGCAUGAGCGAGCGGCAGCUGGCCCUCUGGAACCCGAAAAAUAUGGAGGAACCAAUUGCUCUUCAUGAAAUGGACACUAGCAAUGGGGUGUUGCUACCUUUCUAUGACCCUGACACCAGUAUCAUUUACUUAUGUGGAAAGGGCGACAGCAGUAUCCGCUAUUUUGAGAUCACGGACGAAUCCCCAUAUGUCCACUACCUCAACACAUUCAGCAGCAAGGAGCCUCAGAGGGGGAUGGGUUACAUGCCCAAGAGGGGACUCGAUGUCAACAAAUGUGAGAUUGCCAGAUUCUUCAAACUUCACGAGAGAAAGUGUGAGCCUAUUAUCAUGACUGUCCCCAGGAAGUCUGACCUUUUCCAGGAUGACUUGUACCCUGACACGGCGGGGCCCGAAGCGGCGCUGGAGGCGGAAGAGUGGUUCGAGGGGAGGAAUGCAGAUCCGCUCCUCAUCUCCCUGAAGCACGGAUACAUUCCCGGCAAAAACAGGGACCUCAAGGUGGUCAAGAAGAACAUUCUGGACAGCAAGCCCACGGCAAACAAGAAGUGUGACCUGAUCAGCGUCCCCAAGAAGAACGCAGACGCGGCCGGCGUGCAAAAUGAAGCCAAAUUGGAUGAGAUUUUGAAAGAGAUCAAAUCUAUAAAAGACACAAUCUGCAAUCAAGAUGAGCGUAUUUCCAAGUUAGAACAGCAGAUGGCGAAGAUAGCAGCCUGAAGGUCCACCCCCCACCCCGCAGACGGAGCAAGAACGCGCGCUCAUGGCUGGUAGUUGGUGUGGUCCCAGGGAGGGCGAAAGGGAGGCACUGCCACUUGGAGACAUUUCAGAUCUGUCGACCAGCGAUAGGCCACAUUCCAGUAAGGACUCAACUCGUCUCCCAAAUUUGCAGAAACAAAAUGUGAUUUAAAAGCUGAGCUUUUUACCAGAAAGCUUUUUUUGAUGUUUUAAGUGUUAUGUGACUUGUGAACUUCUAAAAGACAAAAGUGCUACUUUGAAAAUCCCAGAUAUUCUGAAUUUUAGAAAACCAACCAAUUCUGAUUCAGUGUCCUGCCCAAGUACCUUUGUUUUUUUUUUUUUUUUUUUUUUACAAACAGGGACCAAUGCCACAUUGCUUUUUAUAUUUCUUUUUUUUUUUAAUGUUGCCAAAACCAAAAGUAGCUUUUUUUUCUUUGUAUUUUGCUACUUUGCAGUAUUUGUGUGUGGGGUUUUUUUUUCUCCUUAAUUUGAAAGGGACAGCACUGUGUAUGUUUAUAAACUAAAUGAAGAUAUUAUUUUGUAUAAACAUUCAUCUGAGAACAAUCAGAGCAGUAGCCGCACUGUGCUGGCUUCUUUGCAGCACAAACCUGGUCAUCUUAAUGACUGUACAAAAGGAAGACUUGAAAAAUCAUGUGGAUUCAUAUUCCCACCCCUCCCUUUCCAUUGAGUCUUCUGAUCAAAAAAAAAAGCUCAUAUCAAAUCGUUUCCUUUCUCUUUUCUAGAAAUUGGGUGGUUGUACCAGAAUGGAAUUUUGCUUCUUGGUUAUCCUGUGCUUCAGAUGAUUAUAAUCGAACCUAAACUA
Molecule: messenger RNA, 2370 nt
Organism: Balaenoptera ricei (Rice's whale)
Lineage: Eukaryota; Metazoa; Chordata; Mammalia; Artiodactyla; Balaenopteridae
Gene: CORO1C
Product: coronin 1C
Exons: 11
Coding region: 105-1529 (474 amino acids)
Biological process (GO): neural crest cell migration; actin filament organization
Molecular function (GO): actin filament binding
Source: RefSeq, a predicted model, not a curated record